AUGUUUACCAGAAAACGUCCCCUGUCAGACAAGUGGUUCUGGAAACAGUAUGACCCACAUUCCGAUGAUUUCAGCAAGCCGUCAGUAGAAGGUGACCGCGAUUCUCUGACCGGGAGCUGGAAACCUUGUAAAUCCUUCCCAUCCGAGAUCUACGUCGAACUUUUGGCUAUUGGACGGAUACCCGACCCAUUUAUAGGGUUUAACGAACACGCGGUUCAAUGGGUAGCUGAUACAGAAUGGCUCUACGCAUGUCUCUUUGACUUGGAGGACUUUACAGCCAUUGCUCAAAAUGAUCUUGCUUCCGAGAUAACGUUUGAAGGCUUGGACACUAUUUGCGACGUGUACUUGAAUGGCAAGGCAGUGCUACAUACAGAUAAUAUGUUCAGACAAUACUCGCUACGACUCGUGCCCGCCAUAAACGGUGCCAAAGCGCACGCUAAUCUUCUCGUUCUUCAUUUCCGCUCGGCUAAGCGAGUAGCGAAGCAAUUAGAGGCUCAGUAUGGGGCCGUCAGGGCCGGGUCAUGCAAUCUAGGGGAUCCCUCAAGGGUCUACAUAAGAAAAGCCGCAUAUCACUUUCGGUGGGAUUGGGGCCCAGAGCUAAUUGGGGCUGGUCCGUGGAAACCGGUUACAUUGACGACAUUUGCAGCACGAAUCACCGAGGCGCAAAGUUCUGCUUGCGUCGAGCUUGCUACUCAAGAAUCUCUCCUGGCGAUUACAACGAGGGUCGAGGUAGUCAAAGCGGAAGGACUCCUUGUUAGGGCGUGCCUCCUAGAUGAUAAUGGGCACACCGUGCGUAUAGAAGAGUGCGCUCUGUCACCGCACGAAUGUCGACUUGUCGACAUGGAAUGGAAAUUCCCCUCUGGAAGGAUUCGGCUAUGGAACCCCUGUGGAUAUGGCGAAGCCUACCUAUACCGCUUACAAAUCCAACUUCUACAAGGGGAGCGCUGCAUCGAUCAAAUCACUCGGCGGAUUGGGUUCCGAGACAUUCAGCUGCUCCAGAAUCCGCUUCUCAGCGCUCCUGGAACAACGACAAACGCGCUGAGUACUCUUCAAGGUUCUAAUUGGAUCCCAGGAGAUUGUUUCCUGACUAAAAUGACGCAUGGUCGUUAUUUCUCCUGGCUAAAUCUACUCAAGAGUGGCAACCAGAACUGCAUAAGAGUAUGGGGAGGUGGCAUAUACGAAUCAGACGCCUUCUAUGAUAUUUGCGAUGAGUUGGGCAUUCUGGUUUGGCAAGACUUUGCCUUUGCCUGCGGUGUUUAUCCCGCACACAAAGAAUUUAUGGACACAGUCAGCGAGGAAGCUCGAGAUAAUCUGAAACGAUUGAGGCAUCAUGCUUCCCUUGCGGUGCUUUGUGGAAAUAAUGAAGACUACCUGCAGAUCAAGAUGUGGGGUGUCAAGGGAGGUCUUCCAGCAGUCGUGAUCUACGAGGGGCUACUCCCGAAGCUAGUCAAAGAGCUGACUUCGCCUUGUAUUCCUUAUGUGUACGGAUCACCCUAUGGAGGAGAGGGUGAUGACACCUCAGAUCCUACUAUCGGGGAUGUGCAUCAGUGGGAUGUCUGGGCAGGUAAAGGGGAACCUUUCCAAGAUUUCGAUAUCCUUGGUGGUCGAUUUAUUUCUGAAUUUGGCGUACCCUCGCUGCCAUGCUUUCGCACUGUUGAAGCAUUCUUUUCGUCAAAUGACACCUCGGAGCGCUUUCCACAGUCCACUGUAAUCCAGCAGCACACUCGCGCAGGCUCAUACGAAAAACGCUUUGCCGUGCUCAUGAACGAGAAUUUCAGAAUGACAGGCGAUCUCGAAAGCUACAUUUAUCUUACCCAGCUCAUGCAGAGUGAAGCGUUGGGUUUCGCCUACAGGGUAUGGCGCAGGAAUUGGAAAGGGGAAGGGCAUGAAGAGACUGCUGGUGUUCUUGUGUGGCAGCUGAACGAUUGUUGGCCGGUCACAUCGUGGGCUAUAUGCGACUACUUUUUACGACCGAAACCAGCUUACUUUAGCAUCUCUCGUGAACUCAAGCCCCUAACUGUGGGAAUCCAACGCACAGUUGCUAAGAAUCGUACAAACGAUCGCCCUCGUGCAUUUUACGAGUUUGGUGCCUUCCAAUCGGUUGCGGCUACUCUGGAUAUCUGGGCUUCAAAUUUUACUCUGACUAGACAGAACGUCCGAUUGGAACUACAUGGCUAUGAUCUGCAGUCAGACUGGACAUAUCGGCACAUCCAAGACCUUCUCUUGGAGCCAAAUUGUAGUCGAGAUGUGAUAUGUGGAAUGGCGUGCCCUCACGGAGGGAUAGAGGGCACUAUACCUACGCCUUCACGGUCGGUCGUCAUGGCUGCUACUCUACGAGACCAGGAUGGUCGGGUCGUCUCUCAAUGUGUUGAUUGGCCUCAGCCAUUCAAGUUCAUCCAACCUCAAGACCCACGAUUAACGGCUGUCUUGCGACAGAAUGUCUUGGAAGUGCAGGCCGAACGGCCUGUCAAGGGACUGUUCCUGAGUGUCGACGGAGGUGAGGACGACGUCAUUUGGAGUGAAAACGGCCUAGAUAUAGUGCCGGUCAAUCUGGUGGUCGAGGUGGCUUUAGUGGACGCGGAGGUCGAGGCGGGCUGGGUGCAAGAGGUCGAGGUGGUCCGCCUGCCCGAGGAGGUGCUCGAGGAGCCAGCCGGGGAGGUGCAAGAGGCGGAGGACGAGGCGCACGAGGCGGGGGCCGAGGUAGAGGCGGAAAACCUGCAGGAAGAGGUGCAAAAGGCGGCUCAAACGUUACACGCCGGUAUAUUUGUCGCAAAAGGCAAAGAACAAUUACUCGUCACCAAGAAUCUCGUACCUGGGGAGUCGGUAUAUGGCGAAAAACGUAUAGCAAUCGAGGGUCCCAAAGAUGCAGAUGGGACUGCGGCAAAGACUGAAUAUCGUGUCUGGAAUCCUUUCCGAUCCAAACUGGCUGCAGGGGUGCUCGGUGGUCUCGAUAACAUCUAUAUCGCUCCAGGCAAAAAGGUACUAUACUUAGGGGCGGCGAGUGGCACUAGUGUCAGCCAUGUCGCCGACAUUGUGGGUCCCGAAGGCGUUGUUUACGCCGUCGAGUUCUCUCACAGGAGUGGGCGAGAUCUCAUCAACAUGGCGAAGAAGCGAACCAAUGUCAUUCCCAUUGUCGAGGAUGCGCGACAUCCAGCCAAGUAUCGCAUGCUACUGUCCCUCGUCGACGUCAUCUUCUCCGAUGUCGCUCAGCCAGAUCAAGCGCGGAUAGUUGCACUCAACGCCGACUAUUUCUUAAAAAAUCAGGGCCACGCUGUGAUUUCCAUCAAAGCCAACUGUAUCGACUCAACAAUGCCAGCAGAACAAGUUUUUGCCAACGAAGUGCAACUACUCAAAACAAUGAAAUUCAAGCCGAUGGAACAGCUGACAUUGGAGCCGUACGAGAGAGACCAUGCUAUGCUCUGUGCACGAUACGAGCGUAAUGCUUAA
Molecule: messenger RNA, 3447 nt
Organism: Serendipita indica DSM 11827
Lineage: Eukaryota; Fungi; Basidiomycota; Agaricomycetes; Sebacinales; Serendipitaceae
Source: the annotation of a GenBank genome assembly